Molecule: messenger RNA, 702 nt
Organism: Fraxinus pennsylvanica
Lineage: Eukaryota; Viridiplantae; Streptophyta; Magnoliopsida; Lamiales; Oleaceae
Source: the annotation of a GenBank genome assembly
AUGAGGCGAGGCAGAGGGCCGGCGGCGACAAGGCAAAUGGCGGCAAACGGCGGAGAGGCUAAUGGAUCUGGAGAACCUAAGGAGAUCAGAUUCCGGGGAGUGAGAAAGAGACCAUGGGGAAAAUUUGCUGCAGAGAUCAGAAACCCUUGGAAGAAGACUCGGGUGUGGCUAGGUACGUUUGAUUCUGCUGAGGACGCGGCCAGGGCCUACGACGCUGCUGCUCGAUCUCUCCGGGGCCCCAAGGCUAAGACGAACUUUCCGUUAUCCAACGCCCAGAACGGCGUCUUCCAUGAAUUCAACCCUCAAAAUUUUAAUAAUCAACAGAUCAAUAAUCAGCCUAACGAUCCGUUCAUGGUGGAUCCUCGAUUUUACCCUCAAGACCGUCAGAUAGUUGGCCCGCAGAGGCCCACCUCCAGUGGCAUGAGCAGCACCGUCGAGUCGUUUAGUGGACACAGGCAGCUGGGGCCGCCGCAACUCAUUCAGCCGCAAAGGAGAUAUCCCAGGUCGCCACCGAUGUCUCCUGAAGACUGUCACAGCGACUGUGAUUCCUCCUCCUCCGUUGUGGACGAUGGUGAAUGCGACAUAGCCUCCUCCUCUUGUAAAAAGCCUCUCUCUUUCGACCUCAACUUCCCGCCGCCAAUGGACGCUGAUGGUGUAGACCCUGACGUGUGCGACCUAGCUUACACGGCCCUCCGGCUUUGA